AGAUUUAUAAGUGAAGAUAUAAAAUUUCUGGAAACUUGUAAACGUAAUUCAGUUGUUUUUCCAAAAUUCAUUCAAAUUAAAAUUUCAACUAACUGAAGAAACCACGAGCGUGUUGCACUUUUACUAAAACAAACAUGGUUAAGUUCAAAAAUUGUUCAUCUUUAGGCCAAACGAAAUAAACUUGUAAUUCAAACUUACAGAUUUUGGAAAUCAUUAACAAUGAACUUGGAUAGAACAGAACAACAAUGCUUGAUUUUCAAAAGGAAUUAAGGACAUUGGGUGGUUUUUCCAGAGAAAUGAUGCUCCUAUGAGAAAUAUCAACAUUGUUGAGAAUCAAUCUUCGGUAACAUUUAAUGAUAAUGAAUUGGAAUCGCAGUUACAAAUACUAUUUGUUAUCAAUCGUUUGAAUGUGGGAACAUCGGCUUAACGAACCAACGAAACAUUUUUUUCGGGGAACCAGUAACUCAGACAGCAAUUGGCACAAAAAUCUGUGAAUCGUUCAAGUAAAGAAUCUAAGGCAGAAGUAGAACCUAGAACUACAAACAGUGACAUUGAGGAGGAAAUCGAAAAAAAUCUCAACGGAUACUGUUAUCAAUGUCAGGGUGAGUGACAAAAAGAAAACUCGCCCAAAAAAGAAGAAGCCUCAAAUAACUAGCCAAGACCAAAACAAACAAAUGACGAUAAGAGGCGGUAACGAAUCGCACAUAUUUUCUGCGAUGAUUUCUCGGGCAUGGGUAUUAUUAGUAUAGGCAGAGUCCGCAAAACCACCACCUGUGACCAGGUUAGAAAGGUCCUUGAAGGUAAACAUAAUGAUAAAAACUUUGUGCUAGAAGCUCUACCGAGUAAUCAAAACGCCAUAACUGCUUCAUUCAAGGUAGGUGCCACGCUGACCAGGAAUAAAACUGACGAAUUAGAAGUGAGACUAAAUGGUGAAAACGAGAGAUACGGGAUUAUUGGUCUAAGUGAACACUGGCUCUUAUCGCAUGAAAGUGACGAGUUAGCCAUUGCUAACUACACAGUGAGUUCUCAUUUCUCUAGAGCCAGAGGAUAUGGUAACAAUAUUGUAUAAUCCAAGUAAUGCUACGAUUAUGUCAAAACUAAAGUCAACAGAAUUAUAUGGAAAAUUAUGAACCUACAAAAACUAUCUCACUAUACAUUCUGAAAGUCUUAUUUGUAACGUAAAUAAUAACAUUGUCUAAAAAGUUAAUUCCGUAAUUGUAAAGUUUAUUGGAGGCAAACGAAUUAAUUACUGGAAAACAAGGUCUUAUCAAAGCAGAUGUGGUGCUGCUGUUGUUAGCCACAAUACGGAAAGAGCAAUUUUUCUGAUGCGAAAGCAUUUAGGCCACAGAAUUAGUCUAGGAAAAUUUACUAAGCAACCUGAACUAAGGACCAUCGAAAAAAAUGAAUAAAGAAAAAAAAUGUCGACAGCUCGUAAAAGCUUGUUUGACACCAACUGGGGAGACAAAUUUUAUGGAGAAAAAAGAGGAAUCUUUGAAAAGCAAGGCAAAAUUCUUGGAAGCUUUGCGAAAAUCUUCCAUCGAAACUGCAGAGAUAGAAAUCGUUACCAGACAUCAGCAAGAUAGUGAUGCUUGGUAUAUUGAAAGGAGGAAAAGAUUAACUGCGUCCAAAUUUGGCGAAGUAUGUAAAAUGAGGGAGACCACAAGCUACAGGAUCAUGGCCAGUAAUAUAAUUUACUCGAGAGAUUUUUUUAGUAGGGCAUGACAGUAUGGUAAGGACAAUGAAGCCGCAGCUAGAGAAUCAUUCCAAAACAAUUAGACCUUGUGGACUAUUUAUUAACGUAAAAUUUCCUUUUCUUGGUGCAUCACCGGAUGGGAUAAUUAAGCAUAAGGGUAUUUUAGAAAUAAAGUGCCCUUGGUCUGUCAGAAAUAUAACACCAGAAGAAAGUGUUACAAGGAAAUUUAUUUCUUUCUGGAAUAACUCCGCAGGAGAAGUAAAUCAAAAUCAUAACUGGUUCUACCAAAUUCAAGGACAGUUACACAUCGCCAAGAAAAGUUGUGUUUUUACAGUGGGGGCUCCACAUGGAGUUACAAUAAAAACCACGACGUCUUUUAGAAAAGAAAUAUGGAAAGCAAAUUAAAGACAUUUUUUUUAAUUUGCUUGCUUCCGGAAUUGGUAGAUCCUAGAAGACCUAGAAAUAUGCCA
This is a messenger RNA of Zophobas morio, 2163 nucleotides long. RefSeq lists its product as uncharacterized. The transcript has 2 exons. The record is from RefSeq and is a predicted model, not a curated record. Bases 731 to 1069 code for a protein of 112 amino acids. NCBI's taxonomy places the organism in Eukaryota, Metazoa, Arthropoda, Insecta, Coleoptera, Tenebrionidae.